UUGACCUGGCCACUGAUAACGAGCUGCGCUCGUUCAGCCGUCGGAAAGAAUUGCUCUAGAGCGUCAGCAAGUAGCAGGAGGUAAGUGAAAAUUUGUAAAAUAGCCCUUGCUAAUUCUCAUUUUCUUUUCUUUUCUUUUCCCAUUCUUAAUGGAAAAAAAGUAGUAGACUAUGGAAAGAAAUUGGCCACUUUACUGAGAUCUUGAAUUUACAGCUGUCUACUAAUCGUUUCAGUACUGCAGUACCGCUCCCUCUAAAUGUUAGUUUCCACCUCAAAUGAGUAAAAUAACGGUCAGUAUCUGAUGUGAUACGCUGUUUAAUACGCAAAACAGCAUUCUGGCAGUCCACGUUCUCCAUCCCCGUGUGGACUACAUUUACCGUGUGGACUACAUUUACCGUGUGGACUACAUUUACCGGUGUCGUGUGCGUCGCUCGUGUGAGGUCAGCUGUACUCGCUCCGUUCAGCUGGGUGAAGGGCUCUCGGUUUUGGGCUCUAAAAUCCUUGCUUCAGUGUCACAUCUAGAAACGGAUGUGUCGGAGCUUUUCCUUAACGUGGUGGUUUCGCUGCGUUUGCUGGAGUAUUUUCGCAUGCAGCGUUGAGGGAAGGAUGGCAGAUGCCGAGCCCUUGGUAAAGGUGCUGUACACACACCUCCGCUGUGGAUCAUUUCAUUCAGAUAAUGUAUCACGAUUUGCGCCCCGUACGCAGUCAGUUCUUGCUUAACGGUUACUAGUAGCUCGACGAGUACUGGGAGCGUCUAGGGGAUGUUUCUGCGUCCACUUUCGCGUUUGUCUGAGCCGGGGGUUUUCGGUAUUGCGGGGGUGUUUGCCCCUUUCUGGCAGGCAGGCUGUUGUGAAUGCAGCGAGAGAGAGAGAGAGAGAGAGCGCUUUUCUCCCUCACGAUGCCUUCAGAUGCAUGCGGUACGUGUGCAAGAAACGGGCAAAUUGUAACUCCUGCGGUGUCUUCAACAGGAGGCAGAAGAUGGAAAACGUGGGAAAAUGGACCGAAGGUUUUAUUGCAGUUAAUCUGUUGGAUAAGAAGUUCUUCUCCGAACAAAAUGGCAUGAUUGCAAAGGACCUCCUCAAUAUUCUCAACUACUUACAGCUCCAACCAAUUUCUCAUUCAGCAUGUGCCACUGGCUCCUGUCCCGAUCUGAUCAUGAGUAGGAAGGAGCAGCCUGACCCCCGGCCGGCGCCCUUGGCUCUGACCCCACAGCUGCCCCCCAGAGCCCACCGGCCCCUCUGCCUCUCCGUGUCUUCAGACAGUAAUGGCCGCUUCAGAGCCUUGGAAACACAGGAGUGGAAGAACAACCUCAAAGCUCAGAUGGAGCAGGCCCACAGUGCUGGGGCAGCUAGCAGUACAGGUUCUUUGGAGAGAGCCUCUCUCUUCUGUGCUUCUGGUUCCACCGCCACCUCCAGCUCUGGCCUGUCCAGCCCAGUGGAGCUGCUCGUCAAAAGCAAGUCCUCCAGCCGCUUCUCCCUCUUCUCCCCACCGUGGAACAGCAGUUCCGAGUCUGAUUCCAACCCCCCAUCCCGCUCAGGCUCCAGGAAGCUGCGCCACUGCAGCCGCAGAGCAGGCCACGGCGGGUCCAGGAUGGGCCCCGAGACCCCAGAGCCCAGGCCUGGCGGCUUGGAACACUUCCAGUACUCCGAGCCUGUCAUCUCCAAGGUGACAGACUACAUCUACGUGGGCAACCUCAAUGCAGCCUACAGCGGCCGCACGCUGUGCCGCAACAACAUCGACAGCAUCAUCGACAUGAGCAGCCUGCCCGGCGAGACGUGCCUCAGCCUGAUUCCAUGCACAUGCUCCCGUGGCACCAGGCACACCUGGUCGCGCCUCAAGGUGGACAUCGGUGAGCUGCCGGAGGCCGGCGCGGUGCGCCACCGCUGCUUCGAGGACAUCAACGAGUGCAUCGACGCGUCCACAGAAAAGAGGAAGCGCGUGCUGGUGCACUGCCGCGACGGCUUCUCCCUGGCGCCCACCUGCGUCAUCCAGUACCUCAUGAUCAAGCAGAACAUGAGGCUGAUCGCCGCCUAUGAGCUGCUGAGGGCCAAGCACCCCGUCAACAUCCGAGAGUGCCACCAGAACGUGCUGGUGAACCUGGAGAGGGGGUUGCGGCCUGGGGGCAACAUGGACCCCGAGUGCUUCAAGCAGGCCAUCUCCCGCAAGGUGGCGUGGACCUAACGGCCCCUCCGGGCGCGGCACCUUUUUGCUCGCCCCUGCUCCUUACGGCAUUUGUGUGAGACCUUCCCGUCCCUUUGUGAUUGGUAAAAGGCGGCUCUUUCGUUUUCACCAAGGAGCGCUCAGCUAGAAGGCUGGAGAUGUCUAAAAGUCCUUGAAAUAGUUCAUAACUCUGUUCUCUUCCAGACUAAAUCUGAGACCAAAAAAAAAAAAAACCCCACAACCAGGAGAUUUAUGUUCUGUAUAGCUGCUAAACAGGGGGACCUUUCGGCGAAUAUGUCCCCCUGGUUUCUGAUCACACUCUGGGUUUGGUGCUGCAGCCCUUCAUGUGGAUGUGUAGUAGGCGGGGUUGCAGCAAUAGUAUUCUGAUAAAAUUUUGUUCCAGGAGAAUGUGGAGGGAAAUCUCAGGAGACCCAAUGAUGUCAAACAUGGCUACAUGGCAGCACCAAGGGACCAGAUUGGGGGCGAGCACUCUGCGGAAGCAUUCUACUUAGACUAUCGGACUAACCACUCCGUUCAUCAAGUUUCAAUCUGGUGUUGAGUUUUAGGUCAGCUGCCAUCGUAAAGACAAACAACUUUCGCUGCAGUUUAUAAAACGUUACCCAAGAGUUGUCCUCUGUGAGGAAUCCAGUCACUUACUAAGUGUGUUUUCCCAAUCACAUGAAACUUACCAUCUUUCGAAGAUUAGCUUUGGUGCUUGGGACAUGUGGAGUAUCUGUAUGCAUGCGUGUGUGUAUGCGGGUGUGUGUGUGCGUGCGUGCGUGCAGUAUAUUUGGGCCUGACCAGUCUUGUGUUUUUGACAGAUUGUCAGCGUUAUUAUGGAUUGGACUGAAUUGUGAAGCAGUGUCCCACUGACCAGCCUUUGUAUUGCACUAUCUACAGGUUGUAAAAAAAACUGCACAUGGGAAAUGUUCGUUGGCUGGCAUCCCACUUUAUUUGGUUUCUCAUUGCUCUACACAGAUAAAUAUUCAUUGUUUUUGGAAUAAUAUGGUGCAUAUGGUUCCUGUGUAUUGAUUGAUUAUAUUGAUAAUAUUACUAUUGUAUUUUCCAUAGUAAUUUAGGAAGCUCCAACAACCUUCUUAGAAAUAUGUGGUAUUGCUUAUGCUUGUUUGCAGUAAUUAUUAUAUUUUGAUAUUUAGUGAGCAGUGUGGUGGGAUGAAAAUCCCCUGAGGUUUCCGUGCCUUUGUUUGAACUUGCCCGUGACAUUCACACACUAUGUAUGCAGUUGUCGGGCACUGACAAACAAAGUGUGUUGUUUUUUUUGUUUGUUUGUUUUUUCAUUCUGAAAUGUUCCUUAUAAAUGCUACCCUUUGUUUUCCUGCGAGUUGUGAUGUACGGCGGAGCACGGUUCUGUUUGGUUCAGUCUGAUGAAGGGUUCAUUGCAGUGGUCGUGUUGUGAGCAGUGGCACUGUGUUCAGUCAGUGUGGUGGUGACUAGUAUAUCUCAGUCUGGGGUGUUUUGCCCCUGCUGGUCUGCUGUUCACUAACAAGGUUAUCACAAUUUUAAACUAUAUUUAGCUGAGCUCGAAUGCUUUCCGUUGCUGUAUAUUUCUAUUGGUUGCUACUUUUAAGGUCUAACUUGAUCUCAGGUGAACUUUACUGGCCUAGACUAUAAUGCUCUGUUUGUUGGAUACCAGAAUAAUGUGACGGUUCAUUUUCUGUAUCAUGUUUUUAAAGUCUUAUGCAUUUGAAUAUGUAGGUAUUAAAGAAAACAGUUAAUUAA
Messenger RNA from Electrophorus electricus (electric eel), 3899 nucleotides. NCBI's taxonomy places the organism in Eukaryota, Metazoa, Chordata, Actinopteri, Gymnotiformes, Gymnotidae. The record is from RefSeq and is a predicted model, not a curated record.